This is a messenger RNA of Trypanosoma cruzi, 1335 nucleotides long. RefSeq lists its product as uncharacterized. The coding region runs from base 1 to 1335 and encodes 444 amino acids. The transcript has a single exon. The record is from RefSeq and is a predicted model, not a curated record. NCBI's taxonomy places the organism in Eukaryota, Euglenozoa, Kinetoplastea, Trypanosomatida, Trypanosomatidae.
AUGAUUGCCCCCUUGCGUUUAGGGAAAAGUCGAGUGGUGUACAUUUUAUUUUUGUUCUUGUUGGAGGUUGCCGUCGGGUCAUCGAUGAUCAACUUGGAGAAACUGAACACCGGCAUCACGCGACUGGUGAGCGUGAAAAAGUACCCGGUCACACGGCCUCAGAAUGUGCCACGGAGGACAAAGGGGCGCGUUUUUCGUUUAGGUGUACUACAUAGCAAAGAGAUGACAGAGGCGAUGUUACUGCGUAACAGACGUGGAUUUGUGAACAGCCAAGUGAACACGGUUGCCCACGCCCCCUCCAUUUAUCACUGGCUUUUCCACCGCUGUGGUGUUCCUUUUGAGGAGACGCAGGAGUUGGCCAACUCAGGCGGACUAACAGUUAACGGCAAGACAGUCGAUCGCUCGGGAUUGGAAUCACAGAUGGAGUGGGUCGAGUUGCAGAAAUUAGAUAUUCGCAUCCGGGUAGAGGCAUCCACGGCGGAUCGGACAUCCGGCUUCACAAUAGACAACAACAGCAAGAGCACAAACAACGAUGGCCGAAAGGGAGAUAGUAACGGCUUGCCAGCUGUAAUGUGGGUGCCUGCAUUAAAACGGGCGUUGCAUCGGCAGUACUUUUUUGUUUAUCUGCAACCGGGCAUAUCUAUCACCUCCGAUCAAACCGACCCGCGUUCUUUUGUGCAUCGCCUCACGCCGCUUGUUGGCAGUGUUGCGGGUAUCGGCAUGAAUAUUCUCCGACCAAUUGGUUUCAUGAAUGGAAUGAAAGGGUUUGGUUUGGCGACAAACGAUGUGUCGAUGGUACGGUAUUGGAACAAUGAAUUUCUGGGAAAUUUUGGCGUCUACGAUGUUCGUUUUGCUCGCGGUGUGCCUUCGGAAGUUCUCCGGAGGCUCGCGGAAGAGGUCCAACAGUUGCUGAAUGAUGGCAUUCGGAAACAGCUGUCGAAAGAUGUCAUAGUGCCUUGUGAAUGUACUCUGGAGCCCACGUCAGCAUAUAAAAAACAGCACCAUAAGCAUAAGGGUGACUUUGUGGCUGGACUCUAUUCCAAACCCCUUCACGACGAACGGUUGAUCAUACGUAGCCCGCUCCUGCCGUAUCGUGUGGCACGCAAGAUACGUCGUGCUGGUGGCUUCAUUACAAUGGUGCGUUCUGGUCCAUUUUCGCUGCCGCCAUCGCUCCCUCAAACGAAGCAACGCCCUUUGUUACCCCAGGAGCUGGCAUUGAUGUUCACAUUUGAGCGCAAACUCAAGACAAACCGCGUCGUGCUUAGCUUACGUGAGUUUGAGGCGGAUAAUGAUCUUGACGGCAUUGAACCGGAAGUCAUUUUACCCUCUGCGUGA